Paramecium primaurelia is the source of this 721-nucleotide messenger RNA. NCBI's taxonomy places the organism in Eukaryota, Ciliophora, Oligohymenophorea, Peniculida, Parameciidae. The record is from the annotation of a GenBank genome assembly.
AUGUGCUUACCACUUAAGUUUAUUCAAUUGUUUAUCAGAAUUAACUGCUUUUGCUUUAUUAUUUUGGGAAUAGUGUUAAUCUCUUAAGUGUUUUUGAAUUUGAAUGAAGAUAUAAGCAAUGAUAGCAACGUAUUCAAUCAAGAAUUAUUCUUAGGGUAUUAUAUAUACAUUUUCUGUUGGACUUGCUGUUGUAAUAGUUGGAGCAUCUGGAUUAUUAAGUUCAUAUUGUCCAAAUUUCUAUAUUAUUGUUAUUUAUUCUUGCUUUAUAAUAUUAAUUGGAGUUUUGACAGCCUAUAUUACAAUCUCAUUAACUAUUUUAAAAGAUUAAUUGUUAAGUAAUAAAUUUGAUUGUAAGACCUCCUAAUUACCAUCUGCUGAAAAAACAAAAGAGUAAAUUUUAUGGGCAGAAAGUUAGUUUUGUAAACAUGACUGUUUAUGUUACAUUGAAAAAAUAUAAGAUUGGAAUUCAGAUUAUUUGGAGAAUAAUAGAAUACAUUAUACAACAAAUUAAUUAAUUAGUGAUAUAACCUAAUAUUAGAAAUGUAAAAAAUGGAUUAGAAUAGAUGGGGCAUCAUAAUCUUAUAUUGCAUUUUUAGAAGAAAAGUAUAAUUGUUCAGGAUGGUGUAAAUCUCAUCCAGUAUACUUAUUUUCCAAUAUCAAUAAUGGAAUCCCGUAUUUAAAUAUUUAAUAUAAGAAAAGAUGCUUGCUAUAAAUAUUUUGA